Molecule: messenger RNA, 1221 nt
Organism: Dujonia railenensis
Lineage: Eukaryota; Fungi; Ascomycota; Pichiomycetes; Serinales; Debaryomycetaceae
Source: the annotation of a GenBank genome assembly
AUGAUCCCGAGGAAACCUUUGCCAAUAGCUCUAGGGGCUAGCUUGGCAAUCUUGCUCUUCGUUUGGAUCACCUCUAAUGUCCCUACCACUGUGUCGUACACCCACAAGUCUCAAAGUUAUCUGCAAACAUCGACCAUUGAUAAGGCUAGAACCAAAGCCAACUCAGCGCAAGAAUUGGCUCAGAUGCUUAAGGAGGAAGUGUCCUUUUCAAGAGUGGUGUAUCAAGAUUUCCAUGAUGAAUACACCAAGAUCUCAUAUGUAAACCAAAAGACUGUGGUGGAAGAGGGCCACGGACAGGAAACAACCGUGUUGAUCUUAUCUUCCAUCGUUGAUGAAACAGCAUAUGGGAAGAAUAGAAACUUCGAGGACUUCUUCAAUACUGUGUUUUCCUUAAAUUACCCGAGAAAUUUGGUAUCCUUGGGAUUCCUUGUAGGACUGCAACAAGAAUUCCAAAAGGUUGACUUAUAUUUCAAGAAAUAUUUUGAACCUUUAACUGAAUUGUCGACUACUGACAAGAAUCACAAAAAAAUCAUCCAAAAAUUUGUCAAUAAAGUCACUAUUGUAACUGCUCCAUUUAUAGAAAAGGAGUUUGAAAUCGACAGAGAUAACAGACACAACACAGACGUUCAAAAACAACGUCGUAGAACCAUAGCCAGGUCCAGAAAUUUCAUCUUACUGAACUCACUCAACGACGAACGUUACACAUUGUUCUUGGAUAGUGAUAUAAUCAGAAUUGAACAUAGGGAUAUGAUCAAUAUCUUUGUAGAAUCAGGAAAAGAUAUUGCUGUUCCAAGAAUAGAGAAGGAAUGGGAUCAAGAUUAUGAUAGAAACUCAUGGAGAGGUGAAAGAACUGUGCCUGAUGCCCAACAAUUGGAAAUUAUGGAUAAGAACGACUGGCAGCAUUUUACGUUCAUUCCUGAAGAUAUUGGUGAUAAUAUCUACCAUUUACACCACACUUUGGCCAAUGAAGAUGCGUCAACUAAAGAAUUAACAUACAAUGUGCCUUUGGACGCCGUAGGAGGUGCGAUUCUUUUCCUGAAAUCUAUCGUCUAUAGACAAGGUGUGACAUUCCCAACUUUUUACUUAAUUGGUACAACUUGGCAAAGGUUUGAAGGCUAUGACGGUAUAGAGACUGAAGGUAUAUGUUAUAUGGCAAAAACUUUGGGUUACUCUUGUUGGGGUUAUCCAAAUCUUGUUGCAGAACACUCUCCAGGUGAUUAG